GUCAAAGUUUUUGUGUUGUUGUGGACGAUAGACGACUUUUUCCCUAUUUUCUGUAAUAUUUCUAAAAAAAUAUCUAAUUUAGGGAUAGGUCGUGAGCAAAAAUGGGUGCUUUAACUAGCCGCCAGAAUGCUGGCGUGGAAGAAGCAGAUGUGGUGUCCAAUCAUGCUUACAAAUACCCUCCGAGAUCUGGUAACUACUUCGGGAGCCACUUCAUUAUGGGAGGCGAAAGAUUUGACACUCCUCAACCUGAGGCCUACCUCUUUGGAGAGAAUGCUGAUCUUAAUUUUCUAGGCAGUAGACCCACACCUUUCCCAUAUCCUCCACCUCAAUCAAAUGAACCAACAAAAACUUUGAAAAGCUUAGUGAAUAUUCGUAAGGAGUCGUUACGCUUCGUCCGUUGCCCAGAACCGGUGGGCAAACUGGCGGAGAACAAGAUUGGAGAUGGAACAAUAAAGGCUAAUGACAACAAUAGCAAGGGGACAUACUAUAACAUUGAGUUCACAUUUGACUGUGAUGCACGAUGUGCUAUUACUGUAUUUUAUUUCUGCACUGAAGAAGUCACUCCAGCUGGUGUUGUGUACUACCCGCGCGACGCAGCGAUGACGUCACAGACGUACCAUUACAAAAAGGGCGCGAACCAGCAGUUCUGUCAGAUUUCUCACGUGUUCGACCCGUCGAAGUAUCCUGAAGAGGAUCUGCUAUACAACGCUGACCGGGAGAUCAUCCCCAUCGCUAUAUACUGCGUGGUUGAUGAGGGGCAGGAAGCGGAAAUAAGGCAGUCGCACACGACGAUAGCAGUAGUAGAGAAGCACUCGGACGGCACGUACGUGUUGAAGGCAUUGAAACAGAAACUGUUCGUCGACGGACUCUGCUACCUGCUGCAGGAGAUAUACGGCAUUGAGAACAAAAAUCUUGAUACCAAGCCAAGCUCGGACGAGGAGACAGAGGACGGUGGUUCAGAGUGCGUGAUAUGCAUGUGUGACGUGCGCGACACGCUCAUCCUGCCGUGCCGCCAUCUCUGUCUGUGCAACUCAUGCGCAGAUUCGCUGCGCUACCAGGCCAACAACUGCCCCAUAUGUCGCGCGCCCUUCCGCGCGCUACUGCAGAUCAGAGCGCUCCAGAAGCUUACUGGAACGCCAGCUAAUACUACUAAUCCGCCUGAUCAGGGCAGCAUGGAGACCAUCCCGCCGGGCUACGAGCCGGUGUCCCUGAUCGAGGCGCUGAACGGACCGCACCCCGCACGGCCCAUCCCGCCGCCGCCCACCAUCGCGAGCCCCGACACCGAUACUGCUUCACAGGCGGCAGAGAUCCUGAACCGCUGCAACCUGGAACGCAGCUCGUCCACUAGCCUCGGCAGCAGCGGCAGCCGCAAGGGCAAGGUCGUGAAGGAUGACAAGAGGGACCGCGUCGCUCCAGCUGUCACUCCCGAGUUCCGCAUGUCGGUGCUGCUGGCUCGCGAGGAGGAGGCCCGCGCCCGCGAGGAGAAGGCGGCGGCCACCAGCCCGCUGCUGUACACCCACCCCGCCGUCAACGGCACCGACAACGUCUCCAAGUCGUCCCUAAACUCUGAGUACGGCGGUGAAGAAGGCUCAGUCCAGUCGGCGUGUGCGUCGGAGGGCGAGGACGACGCGGCCGCCGCCGCCGCGCCGGGGGCGGAGCCCGACGCCGAGCCCGACAGCGACGCUGAGAGGCUGUCGCCGCUGUUGACGCAUCUGCCCGCUAACGGGGUAAUAAAAGGCGUGUGCGCAGCGGGCGCGGCGCUGCGGCUGUCGGCGCCCGCGCUGGCGCACAUCGACGACACCGACACCGACGAGCCGGCACACAACCACCGCUCCCCCGGGCCGCUCUCGCGUGCCGAGGCGGAGUCGCCGGCCGUUGGCGAGGACUCUGACUAUUUCACGCCGGAAGACACCAACACCACCAUACUGACCGUGCCAAAGGUGGCCAAGAUGCCAGAGACUGCCAACAACGUGUCCGCGGAGUGCACCCCGCAGCGGUGGGCGCUGCCGCACCACGUCACUUCUUUACCAGGUACACCACUAUCUCAAUCGAGCGUGCGUUCGUCGGGCGACUCGUACAGCUCGACGUCGUCGACGCGGCAGCUGCUGGCGGCGCCGGCGCCCGGCGUGGCCGCCGACCCCGCCUGCUAGCGGCAGGCCUCCGCCCCGCCCCGCGCCCCGCAGCUGCUGGCGCGCCCCACGCCUUAUCCCUCACCUCUAGCUAACAACAGGGCGUAUCCGUUGCCACCUUUUUGAGGGAUUGCUGCCGUUUCUGGCUGGCUCAACUUAAUUUGAACACAAGCUCACGACUAUAUCUCAAAUGGAGAAGUCAGAUGUACAUCCAUCGCAAUGUGAACUAAGUACCCGUACCACACCGAGAUUCGAGGCCAACGAGACAGGUAAAAGAACAGACAAACAGGGAAAACUAGCUCUAUCCCAGUCUUGCAUGUAUUGCAAGUGAAGGAUGGCACUAGUUUAUGAGCUGUGAAAUCAAAAUAAGUUAUGUUUGUGUUUGUCAGAAUAGGCACCUAUGUAUAUGGGCCGUCUUUGUAUUUGACGGGGCCGGGAAGACCAGAGGAAGACUCCUCUUCGGGGCUUUCAUAUUAAACUUUAUAUUGUUACUGUAAAAUCUCAUCAUCAUUGGCCACAGCAUCUAUCGUAGAUGAUUGUUGCAGCACUUGUGAGUCUACUGUAAAAUCUAGAACUACAGUAAAUCUGAAGAUUAUCUGGUAUAACUUAAGAUUUACCAAGUGAUAAAAGCCGAUCUUUAAUAAUCGUUCAUUUGAGCCGCCGCUACCGGCAAGCAUUUGGUUAUUCUUACAGACGUAUCAAGCGUUACAAUAUUUUAAGUACAGGCGGGGAAGAAUUAGCUUACAAUAAGUAUUGUAAUAUUAAUAUAACCUACCUUGUUUUAUUCCUAAAACUCGUCAAAUGGAAUAUUUACCGGUAUUAGGCUUUUACAGUAACAUAAUAUAUAUAUAUAUAUAUAUAUAUAUAUAUAUAUAUAAAAUAAAAUAAAUAUGUAUAUACACAUAAUAUAUUAUAUAUAGUAUAAUAUAUACUUAGUUUUUGUCAUAAGGCAAUGAUAUUUGCGUUUGUAUUUUUUGGCGGGUGAUAACAAUGUAAUCUUUACUACACAUGGCUAUUACAAUUACAACAGCAAUUAUGAAAUGUAGUUUUAUGGGAUAAAUCAAGAUAUAAUUAUGAAUUUUUAAUGUAAUAAUGGCCCCGAUUCCUGCAGACAUCUCUUAAUUUUACUUUAAGUUAUACCUGUCAUUUUCUUAUCCGCCGAAAAGGAAAGGGACGGAUGAUUGACAGCUCUUAAUUUUAGGAAGAAUGAGUAAAUAAAUGAAUAACCCGGGCGAAUUUUUAGACGGUUGUUUUAGAUUUGUGCUUAAAAUUGACGUGUGUUCCAUAAAUUUUAUGCUUGUCGAUUACCCGUCCCUUUCCUUUUCGGCGGAUAAGAAAAUGACAGAUAUAACUUAAAAUAAAAUUAGAUGGUAUUUACAGGAAUUAGCACCAUUAUGACUGCGCGAUUAUACGCCAGAUAUAAGAAACAUGUGUAAAAAAGUGUAUCUGUUUAAGAAAGGCAUAAUCUAUAUCUACCAUAGAAUAUGACUAAGAUAAAUGUUUUAGUUAAGAUCCGUCCCUUAUAUUUUAUAUGAUAAAGCUAGAAUCUCUUUAUUUUUUGGUGGUGUGUUCUCCUGCUUAGAUUUAUUUUAUACACUUCUUUAUUUCCAAAGUAUUAAAAAAAAAUCUUCAUUAUUUUUUAUUAUAAGGCGGGAACACACUUUCAUACCAGUGCUAGUUUUAUGUGUUAACUGGCAUGCAAGUAGAUUGCACACCUGUUUUUUGACAUACUCUUUACAAAAGCUUGUAAAUAAGAAUAAAAUAAAUUUAUUGCCAGUAACAAUAUACAUUUGCUAAAUGUAUCAGCAGUGUGCCAAAUGUGUGUUCCCGCCUUUAUGGACUGUUAAUUAAGUGUUGCCAUUGCUUCAGUUCAUUUCCAACUGAACUGAAGAAAUCAAUAUAGUCUAGAAUUUGUUAUAGAUUAAAGUCCACAGCUUAUUUUACAUGUACCAUGAAAGAUAAUGGUGCUGAUUCCUGUACACACCAUCUAAUUUUAUUUUAAGUUAUACCUGUCAUUUUCGUAUCCGCCGAAAAGGAAAUCGACAGGCAUAAAAUUUAUGGAACACAUGUCAAUUUUAGGCACAAAUCUAAAACUUUUUGACAUGAUGACAUAACUUAAUGUGUAUAAAAAAAUGAGAGGUAUAACUUAAAAUAAAAUUAGUAUGUGUUUGCAGGAAUUGGGGCUAUUUAUAUAUUUUUUUUUUGGGGUAUUUAUAUGUUGCAUUAUUAUGUAUUGUAAGUGAUAUUGACAGUAGAAUAUAUUGUAUAAAAGAACUGACAACAACAUUCCUAGAAUAUAGGGAUAUUUCAAAUAGGUACAUGUAAUUUUAUGAGGGUAGUCUAGCAAGACAACAUGGCUGCAUAUUUUGUUUUUUACCCAUCUAAGGAGAAAAAGAUUUAAAGUUAUACAGCCUUGUAACAAAAUGUAUAUUGUAAAAUCGUGUUUUGUAGCUUAUGAAAUAUACUCUACGAGUUGAAUCUCAAAAUAUUGUAAAUAUGUAUCUUAUUAUGUGACAGAAUCAAAUUAUUUAGAAAGGUACCUAUAUUCUGAUAGUUUUAAGACAUUAUCAAAUUACAUAGUUAUUACUGAUUCAAUAAACUUUUAAAAAUA
Molecule: messenger RNA, 4740 nt
Organism: Pectinophora gossypiella (pink bollworm)
Lineage: Eukaryota; Metazoa; Arthropoda; Insecta; Lepidoptera; Gelechiidae
Gene: Mrgn1
Product: E3 ubiquitin-protein ligase MGRN1
Exons: 14
Coding region: 102-2150 (682 amino acids)
Biological process (GO): protein ubiquitination
Cellular component (GO): cytoplasm
Molecular function (GO): ubiquitin protein ligase activity
Source: RefSeq, a predicted model, not a curated record